AUGGUCGCCAUUCUCACGGUUGUCAUGCCUAUUUUCGGGCUCCUCAUCACCAGCGUCUUUGGUGCACCUAAGCCAAUGAGCGCGAAAGAGUUCAAAGAGCAGGGAGUCUGGGGGCCAACGGCAGUGUGGUACUGGCGGUGCUCGUCACCGUUCAUUGUCGAGACCUCGUGGGACCUUGAACGUUGGAGGCCAUCCAGUGUUUGCCUCGAGGGAACUUGCUGCUCAACACUUGCGAAUGGCCCGCUGUGUAGCAAGGAUGCUUGCAAGCUCGUGCAGAAGGAGCCGGAGGCGUAA
Messenger RNA from Diaporthe citri, 294 nucleotides. RefSeq lists its product as uncharacterized. The coding region runs from base 1 to 294 and encodes 97 amino acids. NCBI's taxonomy places the organism in Eukaryota, Fungi, Ascomycota, Sordariomycetes, Diaporthales, Diaporthaceae. The record is from RefSeq and is a predicted model, not a curated record. The transcript has 2 exons.